Molecule: messenger RNA, 358 nt
Organism: Paramuricea clavata
Lineage: Eukaryota; Metazoa; Cnidaria; Anthozoa; Malacalcyonacea; Plexauridae
Source: the annotation of a GenBank genome assembly
GUACGAGAAGAGUUCAAUCAAAGCAGGCACGAGAGAACGCCGUACCAGGACUAUUCGCCCCGUUCGUCGUGUAAUUGAGAACAAGAAUGUUCCACUUCCGAACAGCUGGUCAAAUGUCUUAGCUUUACCGGAAAACAAGGAAAACUUGGCCAAAUUUCUGUCAGAACAUUUAAUUGCAAAUGCACCUCAAGAGAAAGUCAUUGUUGUUGCAGGUGGAUUUUACGACGGAAAAGCAGCGCAAUCGUCAAGCCAAUUGGGUGAUCCUUCUCUUUCGCGCGCAGAUGACGAAGAAGCUGACACAAGACUGGUUCUACAUGCUAUCGUCAACAGUUGUGACACGGUUGUUGUGUCUGCCUGA